AUGAGCGAGGCAAAAGAAAUGGCUGUGAUACUGACGGGUGCAUCGAGAGGCAUCGGCCUAGCUACCGCACACUACCUCCUCUCGCACUCGCACAAGCUUGUCCUCAUCUCGCGGACCCACUCCGCGCUCGACCAGCUGCACUAUCAGUAUGGUUCUGAGCAAGUCGAAGUACUAGCUGGCGACUUGGCCGAUUCCUCCUUGCCCAGGAAGGCUGUUGAACUGGCCCUGGGACGAUGGGGACGACUGGACGCAUUGAUUGUGAAUCAUGGCGGGCUAGAUCCUGUCAAGAAGGUUGCAGACAGUACUGCUGAGGAGUGGAGGAGUGCGUUCGAUGUCAAUGUGUUCAGUGCUGUUGGACUGGUCCAAGCUUCGCUUCCUGCUCUCCGGGCCACAAAUGGCCGCAUCAUCCUUACGUCCUCCGGUGCCUCCAUUUCGGCUUACCAGGGCUGGGGUGCUUAUGGUGCCGGCAAGGCUGUCUUGAACCAUCUCGCUUUAACCCUUAGUGUCGAAGAGCCCUCUGUUACUACCGUCUCUGUUCGCCCCGGCGUAGUCGACACAGAGAUGCAGCGUGAGAUUCGUGAAGUGCAUCAUGAACGCAUGAGCGAGAAAGACCGCACCAAGUUCGCUGGGUUGAAGACUGGUGGCGGAUUAUUGCGACCAGAGCAACCAGGUCGUGUCAUUGCAAAACUAGCUGCCGCAAGUGGAGAUCAGAUCAAAGGCCUAAGCGGCAAAUUUUUGAAUUGGAAUGAUGAGAGCCUGAGUAUGUAUCAGGAAGAGUAAGAAGAGUUUAGAAUGUACACAGGAUUGUCAUAAGGUAUCCCAGAUGCCUUCAACGCC
This is a messenger RNA of Parastagonospora nodorum SN15, 837 nucleotides long. RefSeq lists its product as hypothetical. The transcript has 4 exons. Gene Ontology annotation, molecular function: oxidoreductase activity, acting on NAD(P)H, oxygen as acceptor. Gene Ontology annotation, cellular component: intracellular anatomical structure. The record is from RefSeq and is a predicted model, not a curated record. Lineage: Eukaryota; Fungi; Ascomycota; Dothideomycetes; Pleosporales; Phaeosphaeriaceae. The coding region runs from base 1 to 780 and encodes 259 amino acids.